UUUUUUUUUUUUUUUUUGUUUUUUUUUUUUUUUUUUUUUUGUUGAGAAACUGACACCACCAGACGUCUUCCAGAAAACACCAUGUCUACUAGAUCAAAGACCCCUACCGUCGGCCUCUCUGAAGCGGAAAUGCUAGAACGGGCCAGGAAGAGAAAACAGGCCGCAAUUGCUUCCGCUGUGACACCGUCAUCCAUGGGCGCCCCCAAGAUUGCUAGGACGGCGCCUCCGACAGAGACCCCCAAAUCUGCGAAAACGCCUCUUGGAGAAGGGGAAACUUUUACUAUCUCCCUUCCCAAGAACUUCUGUGAAAUCACCGCCCCGACAAUCUUCCCGUCGGCGGAGAAGCUGGCGUUUCCCGCACCCCAGCGUCGCCUAGCCAGCUUGCCCUUGCUCACAGUGGCGAACGAAGGAUUGGCCCUGCAAAUACAUGCGUCACAACAUUCUCUGGCCCUCCGUUCUGCUGCCCUCACUCUAGAGAAGGAGUGCAAGACACUCCGCGAGAAGUUGGACCGGUCCUCGGCGUCGUUGACGGCAGCAGAAAAGAAGGUGGCAGAGCUCUCCGAGGAGUUGGCUAAGGAGAAAGGUCAGAAUGCUAGCCACAUGAUCAGCCUGGCGUCGAUGAAGGAGGAGACGGACGCCACCAUCGCCAGCCUCCGUGAAGAGCUGAUGGACGCCGCUAGCCGAUACACCUGGAAGACUAAGGCAAGGUUGAUGAAGCAGUUUUUGGAAGGGCAGACGUCAAAGUGGACGCCUGAAGCAGACAUUCAGCAGUUCCUGGAAGUUUUUGGGACGCCGGAAGAUCUGAUCCCUGAGGGCGAGAGUAACGCCGACGUCAUGGUGACGGCGGAUUCAGGCGUCAAUGCUGAAACUGACGGCGCCGCUUGAUUCUCACUAGUUCCUGCAAGGUGCUGUGUCACCGAUAAUUGU
Beta vulgaris subsp. vulgaris (sugar beet) is the source of this 927-nucleotide messenger RNA. RefSeq lists its product as uncharacterized. Lineage: Eukaryota; Viridiplantae; Streptophyta; Magnoliopsida; Caryophyllales; Amaranthaceae. The coding region runs from base 82 to 885 and encodes 267 amino acids. The record is from RefSeq and is a predicted model, not a curated record. The transcript is spliced from 2 exons.